CGCAAUGGAUUUAGUCAAAACGUCACUGUCUGACAAAACUUCCACAGAUACCAUUGAAUUUACAGGACAAUGAAAUGUCAUUUGCUUGUUUAUUAAAAUUUGUUGUUUAUUAGAAAUGAUAUAUAUCCUUAAACUUUUAAACAGUGAAGUUAAAUUAACAAUCGCAAUAUUUAUUUUCUUGCAAACUUUGCUCGUUUGUUCGCCUACGUUCGUAAUCGCCAUCUCAUCGUCCGUACUCUGUUUGCCUGUCGUUUCGUACGUACGUCAUUGGCAGUGAACGGAACGAAGUGUCGUCGUAUAGAUCGCUGGCUGGCUCUGAAAAUAGUGAACCGAGUAUGAGUUUUCGAAAUAUGUUCGAAUAAAAAGUGAUUAAGUGAGUGACUGUCAUCCAGCAAGAUGGUUGAUGACGUGAAAGAUAUUACCGAAACCGCUGAAAGUAAAGCGCAAGCAGAUGCCAUAGACCGAGCGAGAUUAGCACGAGAGCGACGGGAGGCCGAGCAAAGGAAGCGGCUGGAUGAGCUCAGAGCGCACGCGGCCGCCGCGCAGGCGCAGCGCGAGAAACGUGACGAGGAGCGGCGCCGGCGCCAGGCGGAGCAGCGCGCUAAGGAUGACGACAGGAGGCAACAGGUGGAGGAGCGCAAGCGAGCGAUAUGGGAAGCGUCAAUAUCCCGACGGGAGGCGCUACUGCAGCGCGAGAAGGACCGCACCGAGCGACUCGAGCGAGCGAGGCUAGCACGCUCGGCGCCUCGACCAGCCUUCGCCUUUGGUUCCUCCACGCCGCGCUUGCUGGAGCCGCUGGACUCGGCUGGGUUCUUCUGGGCCGCGCGCAGGGCGGCAUCAACAACGAACGUGAUGUUCGCGUCUGCGCCGCUGACGAGACGCGCUUCCGCACUCCAACUGGACUCGUCUGACACCGACAAUAAAGACGAACCGGACCGCACCCCACCCCCAGUGAUGUGGUCCUCCGUAGCGCGGCGGCGCACAGACCUAGUGCCCACGAUCCCCGCGCCGCGCGCCCCAGGUAGGGCGUACUCCAUGACGCGCCUCGACAGGAUCCCGGCCGCGCGCCCGCUGCACUCGGCCUCGCCCUCCAUGCACCAACUCCACAGGACGCAAUGCCGGUCGGGGGAGACGACGCCGUCGCGGCCGGGCAGCGCUCUGUCUCAAGCCACCACCGUCACCCGCCGCACCCCCGCGCCGCGCCGCCCGCGCCCCGCCUCCAUCGCCGGCACCGGCGUCAACACGCCCCGAGGCGGGGUGUUAGACGUUGGCGGUGCGAGUGCAGCGACGACGCCGAGCGUUUCUCGCGACAGCAGCGUAGUGGGGGCCACGGUGCCGCGCCGACCCGCAGCGUCGCGCCGCCCGCGCCCGCUCUCCCUGCACCGCGCGACCGAGCCGCAAUUAACAGUUGCUCCGGGAGAAGGAAAGCCGCCAGUACACAGAAAGCCAAAGUCAUCCAAAGAACACGAUAAGUCUGCGCGGGGCAAGUCUGCGUCGCCGGGUCGCGCCUUGUCUCCCACCUUCAAAGACUCCAGUAUCGAACGCGACCUCGCCGAUAAGGAGUCUCAAUUGAGUGACAAGAGCCAAGUGAGCGCCGUAGAGGUGACACAGAAAUUAGAAGCACUGCAGAUACAUAACGGGGACUCGCACGCAUACUUAGAUGAUAAGGUAAACGAAAACAAAGAAAACAUAUUAAUCAACCUAGAAACGAAUCCCGAACAGAACAUAAUAGCAGAAGUCAGAAAUAUAGAAGUACACAAGCCUGUCGAUGAUAAAAGAGACGUUACGCCCGUUAAGAAGGAUGAAGUCAAACCAGUAAAAAAGGAAGAAGUCAAACCGGCCAAAGUGGAAGAAGUCAAACCGGCCAAGACAGAAGAAGUCAAACCGGAUAGGAAAGAAGAGAGCAAACCGGAAAAGGAAGUAAGAAAGGAGGAGGAGAAGAAAGACGUCGCACAGGAGAAGACUGAUGAUUCUGAAAUGACAGCAUCAAUGACAGCGCGUCGCAUCACAACGGAAGAAGAAGCUAAAGCCGCACUCGCUGAAAGAAGACGGAAGGCGAGAGAAGAGCUGGAGCGACAGGCUGAGCUAGAGAGACAGAGACUACAGCGCGAAGCAGAGGAAGAAGCCGAAAGACAGAGACAAGAGGAAGAGAGGCAGAGGCGCGAAGAGGAAGAAGCGCGGGAACUGGCCGCGUUACAGCGACAGAUGCAGGAAGAGAAGCUCAGAAAGGCCAUUGAGGCGCAACAGCAACUCGAGCGCGAAGAGAGCGAAAGGCGCGCCAAAGAAGAGGCGGAGAAGAGAGCGCGGCAGAAGGAGGAAGAAGAAAAGAGACGGGCGGCAGAAGAAGCCGAGCGGCUGCGGAAGGAGGAAGCGGAGAGGGAGGAGAAGGAACGGCUACUGAGGAAACAACGCGUGGAAGCUAUCAUGGCCAGGACUCGGCUUAAGAAGCAAGCAGAAGAAGAAAAGAAGCAACAAGAGAAAUCUGCUUCUCCUGCGCCCGCACCCGCGACCACAGACAACGGCAACCCGCCCCCUCUGAUCACUCUCGCACCAACCAAUGCGGAGGAACAGAAGGCUUCCGAGCCGCUCCUGGUAGAUCUAGAGCCGGCCAGUAAACCUGACAAUGGAAACGCUGCGCCCGCGCCGACACUUAUGCACCAAAGUGAGGAAACAGCAGCGCCAUCGCUAGAAGCGGCUACAAAUGGAAACCAUGUGGCAGAUUUCAGUGCACUCAAUGGCCACGCCCACACCCAUCCAUUAACGUUGCACAAUGCCCUGUAAACAAUAAGCGAUUAAUACUUGCUGAAGAAACAGUCAUGCCACAACGCGACUAUUAUAAAGAAGUCGCCACAUAAAAGUUGUUCUGUUCUCAACACGGUCUAAAAGAGCGCGUCACCAUUAUAAUAUUGCUGCUUCAUUGGAGACGCGGAAAUUAUUUAUUGCUGCAUUUCGACAUUGAAGCGAGAAUCGCGCAUCAAUACAAAAUGCCCUGCAUAAGCGACACGGAAACAUAAUAAAAGGGCGUCGUCAUAAAAAGAUGCGUUCAGUAAUAAACGACCAGCGACACAAAUAGUUAUGCCAAUACGCGAUGCGAAUAUACAAAGUCGUCGCCACACAAUGUUUCGUUGUAAACGGCCGAAACUGUAGUCAUUGUUGUCAAGAUGAUGAAUGCACAAACGUUCUCCCGUUCUGAGUGCGAGGUCACCACACUGCAUUGCGACGUCGCAUCGCAGAAACGACGACGCAUCACUAUACGAUGCGAUUACGCAACGCAAAAGAAACUUUGUAACUGCCAA
Messenger RNA from Chilo suppressalis (striped riceborer), 3296 nucleotides. The record is from the annotation of a GenBank genome assembly. Lineage: Eukaryota; Metazoa; Arthropoda; Insecta; Lepidoptera; Crambidae.